UAUGGUAUUAUGAACAAGUUAACUCAAGAGAUAUCAUAUACAGAGAGAGAAAGUAGCAUACUGAGCAACCACUCUCACUCACGUGCUGCCUUUUCUGCUUGCCAAGCAAUUCUUCCCCUCCUCCCUCAUUCUCUUCAAAAGCAACCAACUCCCAAAAGCUCAAAUUUAAUACUAAUUCCACUGCAAACUCGACUCCAGAAAGAGACGUAGAGAAUAAAGCAAAAGUAGCCAAAAGCGGUGGCCGCUGCCGUGGGCGGUGGUGGGCCUUACACUUUUUCACCCAGCUUCCCCAAAUUCUCCGGCAAACAAAACUCACCCCCAAUAAUGACCUCCGGACCCAUCACCACCUCCGCCUCCGCCGGCGCCCACCACCACUACUACCCCCCCUCCUCGUCCUCUUCGUCCUCCGCCUCCUUCCGCGGCUGCUGCUGCUGCCUCUUCCUCCUCUUCUCCUUCCUCGCACUCCUAAUCCUCGCCAUCGUGCUCGUCGUCGUCCUCGCCGUCAAACCCAAAAAGCCCGAAUUCGAGCUCCAGCAAGUCGGGGUCCAGUACCUGGGCAUCAGCCCCACCACCGCCUCCUCCGCCACCUUCUCCCUCAUCAUCCACAUGCUCUUCACCGCCACCAACGACAAUAAGGUGGGAAUCAAGUACCGCGAGUCCACAUUUACAAUCAUGUACCGCGGCAUACCCCUCGGCCGUGGCGUCGUUCCCGGGUUCUUCCAACCCGCCCACAGCGUCCGCCGAAUCGAGACCGCCAUCGUUGUUGACCGAGUCAACUUGCUGCAAGCCGAUGCCGCCGAUUUAUUAAGGGAUGCUUCAUUGAACGACCUGGUCGAGCUGCGAGUCGUCGGCGACGUCGGGGCUAAGAUCCGGAUUCUAGGUUUCACAUCACCAGGGGUGCAGGUAGCAUUGAAUUGUACAAUAGGGAUCAGUCCUAGAAAGCAAACCCUAAUAUACAAGGAGUGCGGAUUCGAUGGCUUCACCGUCUGACCCGACCCGACCUAACUCGACUCCGGACCAAACAAACUUGGCCCGGUCCCACUCCCCACUUCGCUUUUCUAUUUUUACUUUCUCUCAAUAUUAGAAAAAAAAAAAAAAACUAGAAAUGGAGAAUUUCACAAAAAGUGAAUUGUCAUCCCAC
Messenger RNA from Sesamum indicum (sesame), 1141 nucleotides. Its product is annotated as NDR1/HIN1-like protein 13. Gene Ontology annotation, biological process: defense response to other organism. Lineage: Eukaryota; Viridiplantae; Streptophyta; Magnoliopsida; Lamiales; Pedaliaceae. The record is from RefSeq and is a predicted model, not a curated record. Gene Ontology annotation, cellular component: plasma membrane.